CAACGGCACACCGUAAGAACCAGACGAUGUCACCUCCCUAUCUCUCUCUCUCAUAUGAAAACCACUCACCUUGCCGACACGCCUAGUUUCAUCUCCUUUGACAUUUUCUACUAGAUGGAAGCUCUGUGGUCAUGGAAACGCUAAUGUCUCACAAUCCAUCUCACAGAAGUUCUCUGUGCAGCUUCCACUACCUCAGAAGAGACUCAAUUAUCUCUCAUUUUCUCCUCAUUUCCACAUCCAUCUUCUUGGUCAUCUUGUCCUGCCUUGUCUUCCUCGAUGCGUUCGGUGUCUUCCAGCUACACCCUCUCCUCCGUCUCGGAUACCUAUCUUUCAGCUCAAUGCCGAAGCAAUCUGCAGUAGUUGAGGAAGGUUGUGAUUACUCCAAUGGGAGAUGGGUCUACGAUGAGGACUACCAGGGGCUCCAUUAUAAAGAGGAUUGCCCAUUUCUUGAUCCUGGAUUCAGGUGCCAACAAAAUGGAAGGAAGGACUUGGAUUAUCAAAAAUGGAGAUGGCAGCCGUUUGGAUGUGACCUCCCAAAAUUCAAUGCCAGAGAUUUGCUAGAGAGAAGCAGAAACGGCCGAUUCGUGUUUGCAGGCGAUUCCAUCGGCAGAAACCAAUGGGAGUCCUUGAUCUGCAUGCUCUCACAGGCAGUUUCAAACAGCUCAGCCAUAUAUGAAAUAAAUGGAAAUCCGAUAACUAAACAUAAGGGUUAUCUGGCCAUCAAGUUUGAAGAAUUCAAUUGCAGCAUAGAGUACUACAGGGACCCCUAUCUGGUGGCCGUAGGCCGCCCUCCGAAGAAUUCUUCAGAAGACAUUCAGAGAGCUGUUAGAGUUGAUCAUCUUCACUGGUUUUCCACAAAAUGGAGAAAUUCAGAUGUUCUAGUUUUUAAUGCUGGGCAUUGGUGGACUGCUGACAAAACAAAAAACCAAGGUACUUUUUUCCAGGAAGGAGGAGCAGUUAACAUGACGAUGGAUACAAAGUCUGCAUUCAAGAAGUCAUUACAGACUUGGAAGCACUGGGUUUUUCAAAAAGUAGACAUACAAAAGAGUUACGUUUUCUUCCGGAGCUAUUCCUCAGUCCACUUCAAUGGGACAUGGAAUGAAGGAGGGACCUGCCACGACAACAGACAACCUCAAACAAACUCCACAAGACUCGAAGCAGAGCCAUGGCAUAAUGAGAUAAUCCAUGAUACCAUCAAGCAGAUGAAGCACGUUAGUGAAAAUGUCAUAUUUCUAAACAUAACAUACUUGACAGAGUUCAGGAAUGAUGGGCAUCCUUCACUUCACCGUGAACCAGGGACGCCGGAACCAAUUAUCGAAGAUUGCAGCCACUGGUGCUUACCGGGAGUGCCGGACGCAUGGAAUGAAAUUCUCUAUGCCCAUUUGCUGUCUAGCGGCUACAGAAUCAGAAGACAACGUGAUGAAGGAAGAUUAAAUGUUUAGAUGGUAUACCGAAAAUGUUGUGUGUAUUUCAUAGUGUGUAUACACCGCCGCCGACCAGUUCACUUGUUCUUAAUUUUCGAGAGCCCCAUAACGGGAAUGUCGCAGGUCAGGUCCAUCAAUGCUUCCCCCAAACAAGGAUAAAGAAUAGCAAAAUCAAUGGUUCCCCCAAGCAACCAAGUUGGAAAGGCGAGGUCUGCGAACUGCGCAAGAAAACCAUGGAUGGUCAGAAUUUCACCAAUAUGAGAGGUCGAAGGACAUCCCAAAAUCAAUCCAAAAUGUAUAAUUCUGAUAAUUAAAAGCAAUUCAGAAGACAGCUCUGUUCAUAAGGGCAUUAUAUCGUUGCUACCCAAUAGGAGGACCAAUGUUGUUCAAAUCGGCUGAUUGAUGCUAAAUUUGUGGCAAAUGAAUUUGAUUUUUCAAUGAAAUCAAGAGUGCCAUGUGUCAAGUAAUUUUAAAGUUUUAAUUAUUUUUAUUGUUGUU
This is a messenger RNA of Nymphaea colorata (pocket water lily), 1922 nucleotides long. Its product is annotated as protein trichome birefringence-like 9. The coding region runs from base 132 to 1442 and encodes 436 amino acids. The transcript is spliced from 4 exons. Gene Ontology annotation, molecular function: O-acetyltransferase activity. The record is from RefSeq and is a predicted model, not a curated record. Lineage: Eukaryota; Viridiplantae; Streptophyta; Magnoliopsida; Nymphaeales; Nymphaeaceae. Gene Ontology annotation, cellular component: Golgi apparatus.